AUGAGUUCUGAACCCCGGGUUAUUUUACACGUCGGGACUCAAGUCAUUGACUCCACAAACCUGGAGGUCGCACAGGCAUGCUGUGGUGUCUUCUUGAAUGAUCAGGAUGAAAUCAUGGUACUCGAUAAAGGCGGCACGGUCGAGGAACUACAAACUUCUCCCUAUGCGGAUCAGCUGGACCCGUGCCUGGUUUAUCUAGAUGAAGCGCACACCAGAGGUAUAGAUCUUAGACUUCCUGCACAUUAUCAAGCUGCAGUUACUCCAGGUGCCAAUGUAACGAAAGACAGACUGACCCAAGCCUGUAUGAGAAUGCGAAAGCUUGGAAAGGGACAAAGUGUAAUUUUCUUUAUAUCGAAACACAUUGAACAGGAAAUCCGUCAGAGUUGUGGCCAUGAAGACAAGUCGCCGGAAAUAAUCACGGUGUCGAAUGUUGUCUCUUGGGCUAUCACCGAAACGUGCAAGGAUUUUCGCAGAGCAGUGCCAACUUGGCUGAAUCAAGGACUCCGAUUUACUAAGCGUCAACCCAUCUGGCAUCAUCUCACUGACCAAGACGAUAAGAACCUUCCUUCAAGGUUCAAUGGGAUCAGCCCGCGCUAUGCAGCUGUGUUUCAGGAUCGAUGCCAGCAAUUCGAGCUCACAGAAAUGCACCAUGCCUCACUUGAUGAAGAACAAGAGCGGGAAUUGGCGCCCGAGGCUGAACAAGAAUACCAAAUGGAGGAACUUCCCAAGGUCAAGCCAGCAGAAAAUUCAAUCCAUCCAGGUCUGGACAAAUUUAUUGUCGAGGGCAUAUUGCCCAAGGAUCCCGACGCAACAAUUGAUGUGUCUGAAUUCCCGAGCGCUAUACUGGUCACGCGGGAUUUUGCUGUGACUGUCGAUAGAUCGUUUGGCCCCGAACUAUUCUAA
Molecule: messenger RNA, 903 nt
Organism: Aaosphaeria arxii CBS 175.79
Lineage: Eukaryota; Fungi; Ascomycota; Dothideomycetes; Pleosporales
Exons: 4
Coding region: 1-903 (300 amino acids)
Source: RefSeq, a predicted model, not a curated record